This is a messenger RNA of Gongylonema pulchrum, 600 nucleotides long. The record is from the annotation of a GenBank genome assembly. NCBI's taxonomy places the organism in Eukaryota, Metazoa, Nematoda, Chromadorea, Rhabditida, Gongylonematidae.
AUGGAGGGGCGGGAACGAGGCGGAAAGGGAUGUCGAAUUCUGUCACGUGCAAAAAGUGGCGUGAAAAUUUUGAAUCCGUCGGCUGUAUUAUACCCAGUGGUAGGUACGUAUGCCGAAACUAGACCAGUGCGACUUAGGCUGCGGAAGGGAGUGCAGUACGAGUGGUGCUCAUGUGGAUUAUCCGGAAAACAGCCGUGGUGCGACGGUAGUCAUAAAGCGGAAGGUGUCACAACACUCAGACCCGUUCUUUUCGAAGUUGAAGCUGACGGAGAGUACAGCAUGUGCCUUUGUAAAGCUACUCGAAAACGUCCAUUCUGCGAUGGCCAAUGCAGGCCGUGGUGCGACGGUAGUCAUAAAGCGGAAGGUGUCACAACACUGAGACCCGUUCUUUUCGAAGUUGAAGCUGACGGAGAGUACAGCAUGUGCCUGUGUAAAGCUACUCGAAAACGUCCAUUCUGCGAUGGCCAAUGCAGGCUGCAAGUGUGGAAACGUCGAUACGAGGGUCAGCCACAAUACUGUGCAUAUGCAAAAUCACCUGUAUAUGAGGGAGUGGCCGAAAAACUUGGAUAUAAUCCGAAGCAUGGUCGUUGGCACUUUUGA